ACUUGGAGAGAGAGGGAGAGGGAGGGGGAGACCGGGAGAGAGGGGGGAGGGAGAGAAAGAAGCAAAUAUUUCCAGAUUUGGUGGCUCCUAACCGAUCUACCUCAAGUUAGUGAUUGGAGGCUCAAAUGCUUGGAUUUGCACCAAACUUGUGAACAGAUGACUGCUCCACGAGGUUGAAGCGCAUCUAUAUUCCAGCAUCUUCUCUAUUCUGAAAAACUCCAAGUGGAGAACAACUACCUGCAGUGGAACUGUGGAAGCUUGGAAAUACCAAUGGCAGCAAGAACCGUUGGAUCUCUCCCUGUGGCUAAUGUGCAGGCACUUGCGGAAACUUGCAACGGGUUCAAUGACAAGAUACCGGAAAGAUACGUCAGGAUGGAGGCUAGGUCUGAGGAGGUGAUCAUCGGCCAUGGUAGUACUUUGGUAAUUCCAAUUGUCGAUCUCAACAAGUUACUUGACCCACAGUCAACGGAGGAGGAGUGCGUGAAGUUGGUUUCUGCCUGUCAGAACUGGGGCUUCUUUCAGCUCACCAACCAUGGAGUUCCAGAUGAAGUGAUUGAGAACCUGAUGAAUGACAUAGCUGAGUUCUUCAAGCAGCCACUUGAAGCCAAGAAGGCUUGCUCACAGCUACCAAACAGCCUUGAAGGCUACGGACAGGCCUUUGUUGUGUCCGAUAACCAGAAACUGGACUGGUCUGACAGAUUUUUCCUUCAUGUUCGUCCAGUUGAGUCAAGGGACUUGCGUUUCUGGCCUACAAACCCUGCGUCCUUCAGGCAUUCUGUAGAUGUAUAUUCCUCAGAGGUAGCAAAGCUAUCAUGUCGCUUGCUGGAGUUCAUGGCCAAGGGCAUGGGCGCUGAGCCAGCAUCGCUGCUAGGAAUGUUUGAAGGUCAGCAUCAGGGCAUGAGGAUGAACUACUACCCUCCAUGCUGGCAAGCUGAUCAGGUGUUAGGGCUGUCACCACACAGCGAUGCAUGUGGCUUGACACUCUUAUUACAGAAGAGAGAUGUGCAGGGCCUGCAGGUCAAGAGGGAUGGCAAGUGGUUUUCUGUGGACGCUUUGGAUGGUGCACUCAUUGUUAAUGUUGGCGACGCACUUGAGCUCCUGAGCAAUGGAAACUUUAGAAGCGCUGAGCAUAGGGCCGUGAUACACCAAAAUAAAGAGAGAAUUUCAGUAGCAAUGUUCCACCAACCUUGCCAGGAUCUGAUAGUUGGCCCUCUGCCGGAGUUUGUGAAAGGCGAAAAAGUGCGGUACAGAUCAACAAGUUACCAGGAUUUCUUGACGCAGUACUUCAAAGCAAAACUUGACGGGAAAAAUCACCUUGAAAAAUUCAAGCUGUAGUAGUAACCAUCUACCGAUGGAGGGAGGUGCACCCUCUUUCAUGCUGUGUCCUACAGAAGAUAUUCCUUGUCAUAUCUGUUGGUGAAAAGAAACCUGUAUUAUGAUGACGACUUUACCAAAUAGUUUGUGUCUUGAACUAUAUAUUAGGUAUAUUUUGUUCUCAA
Molecule: messenger RNA, 1499 nt
Organism: Setaria italica (foxtail millet)
Lineage: Eukaryota; Viridiplantae; Streptophyta; Magnoliopsida; Poales; Poaceae
Product: S-norcoclaurine synthase 1
Exons: 5
Coding region: 271-1335 (354 amino acids)
Source: RefSeq, a predicted model, not a curated record